CCGUUGUUCCUUCUUUUGAGAAAGUUCAUAGUACAAUUUUUCUUUAGAUCUAAACAGCGUUCCUGGCCGGAUCCUUUUUAAAUUCUGUUGGAGUGGAAUCGAAACAGUGCAAUUCCAAUCAAAUGUGAUUUGGCGGAAAUUAAAGCAUCUUAGCAACAAUAAGGUUUUACUAGUUCCUUUAUCAUUUCAAGUACUUAUCAGCCAAGCUGGGCCAACUUCUGCUGACACACUAAUCAUGGGUAAUUGCUGCUCCGACGUCGGCGGCGGUAUGACAGCUGUCGGCGGAACUGCCGCUUCGGCCACCACUGACUCUCCAAAUCAAGCCGUUGACUUAUUCUUUAAGUCUCGGGGCUUCGUCGGUCUCUUCUCUCCGAUCGAGUUAUCAUUUUCGGCUAGUGACUUGCGUGACCGGGAUUACCUCUCCAAGAGUGAUCCCAUGCUGGUGAUUUAUACAAAAGCUAGAGAUGGAGCAGUUAUCGAAGUAGGCCGUACUGAAGUAGUCCUUAAUUCUCUGAGUCCAGCAUGGAUUACAAAAUAUACUAUCUCAUAUCAAUUUGAAGUUGUGCAAACCUUACAAUUUCGAAUAUAUGAUGUUGACACUCAGUUUCACAAUGCAGAUGUAAAGAUGCUUAAGUUGGAGGAGCAACAAUUUCUUGGUGAGGCUACUUGUACAUUAUCAGAGAUUGUCACCAAACCAAACAGGUCACUGACCUUAGGACUUGUACGCAGAGAAGAUUCUAUCACAUCAACCCGUUCACAACACCUUGGAAAACUUACUGUGCAUGCCGAAGAAUGCUUAGAAUCAAAGGCUACAACAGAGCUGAUAUUAAGAUGUUCAGAUUUGGAAUAUAAGGAUCUCUUCUCUAGGAAUGACCCCUUUCUGGUAAUAUCAAAAAUCACGGACGGUGGGGUGCCUAUCCCUGUGUGUAAAACAGAGGUCUUGAAGAAUGAAACGAAACCAGUAUGGAAACCAGUGUUUUUGAAUAUUCAGCAAGUUGGAAGCAAGGAUAGUCCAUUAAUAAUAGAGUUCUUUAACUUCAAUAAUAGUGGAAAGCAUGAUUUGAUUGGAAAGGUUCAGAAAUCACUAGCAGACUUGGAAAAGCUUCAUUCUAAUGGGCAAGGAGAGCAUUUGUUUCUACCAACAACAGUUGGGCAUAAUUACCACAGCAAGAUUCUAAAGAGCCAGCUUUUUGUGGAUAAGUUUUCAGAGCGUGUUCAAUAUACUUUCCUUGAUUACUUGGCUGGGGGAUUUGAACUGAAUUUUAUGGUGGCUGUUGAUUUCACUGCUUCAAAUGGAAAUCCCCGGCUUCCUGAUUCCUUGCAUUAUAUUGAUCCCUCAGGGAGGCCAAAUGCAUAUCAAAGAGCAAUCUUAGAGGUUGGAGAGGUAUUGCAAUUUUAUGAUACAGAUAAACGCUUUCCUGCUUGGGGUUUUGGAGCACGGCCAAUUGACGGUCCUGUUUCACAUUGCUUCAACUUAAAUGGAAGCAGUACUUAUUGUGAGGUGGAAGGAAUUCACGGAAUUCUGACAGCAUAUACAAGUGCCCUCUUUAAUGUAUCUCUAGCUGGGCCAACACUUUUUGGACCUGUUAUUAGCCAUGCUGCACAAAUUGCUGGCCAAUCUCUUGCCAAUCAUGAUAGAAAAUACUUUAUUUUGUUGAUAAUCACGGAUGGAGUAGUAACAGAUCUCCAAGAAACCAAGGAUGCCCUGGUGAAAGCAUCUAUCCUGCCAUUGUCAAUCCUCAUUGUGGGAGUAGGAGGGGCCGACUUCAAAGAAAUGGAGAUUUUAGAUGCAGACAAGGGAGAGAGACUUGAGAGUUCAACUGGGCGUCUUGCUUCUCGUGAUAUAGUUCAAUUCGUUCCUCUUAAGGAUGUACAGAGCGGAGAGGUUUCUGUUGUGCAAGCACUUUUAGCUGAGUUGCCAACUCAGUUUUUAACCUACAUGCGGGCCCAAGAGAUACAACCAAGUUUUUGAACUGUAUAAAGAUGUACAUAUUGAAAUUUAAGUUUCUAUCGCUGAUUUUCAUGCCAUGAAUUUCCCCUUCUGUCACCACACGAAUGCCACACGAUGGUCAUUAGAAAAGUCUGCAUUUUGGUUACCCCAUUGAUCCAAAAAUUAAUCAAGCAGCAGACAAAAGGUUGCCACCAGUCAGCUCCAGUUGGGUGCAUAUUUCUUUGCCAUGUUCAUUAGUGAGGGACUUAAUAGUUCAACCUGGCCGCCAGUUUAACCGGAGUAAUCUUUUCUGGGAUUGGCAUCAACUGCGGCAGUAUCAAUUGGAGGCCUUUACAGAAUUACAGUUGAGCAACAAAUGUAUUGUCUUCUCCGGUUUACAGCCAAUGGACCUUUCGUAUCUCAAAUCAUGGCAAGCAUGUUUUCGCAGUUUUCUGGUGUAAGGGUUUCAGCUUAUAUCCAGUUUCUCAUGUCUUGGGACUUAUGUAGCACAAGUGGUCGACUCAAGAAAUUGAACAGUGUAACCAAAUACGGAUUCUUGUUACCUAUUUUGUUCAUUCAAAAACUUCUUUCAACGUUAAUAAUCUUAUCACUCACGGUACAUUUUCUGGAUAA
Mangifera indica (mango) is the source of this 2563-nucleotide messenger RNA. RefSeq names its product protein BONZAI 1-like. Gene Ontology annotation, cellular component: plasma membrane. Gene Ontology annotation, molecular function: calcium-dependent phospholipid binding. Lineage: Eukaryota; Viridiplantae; Streptophyta; Magnoliopsida; Sapindales; Anacardiaceae. The transcript is spliced from 17 exons. The coding region runs from base 236 to 1972 and encodes 578 amino acids. The record is from RefSeq and is a predicted model, not a curated record. Gene Ontology annotation, biological process: cellular response to calcium ion.